GGCUGGCCAAGGCUAUGUGUCCCCGACAGGUGACGCCUGGCGGUCCGGCUCUGUUGCUUGAUGUCUGGCUAUCCUCCAAACCACAAACAUUUGCUAUAACCUUUGCGCAACAUCACCCAACCCUCACUACGUACCUUUGGACAUACGCUUCCCAAUUAAGAAAACCCCGAAACCAUCGAAACAUCGCUUGCCAUACGCUAUACCGACUGCCCGCCGACUGAAGAUAACCCCUCACUACAGACCCCGCCACUCAGUAUAUCUCCGACUCCCGGUACGAUAGGCAUCAGUCACCAUGUCGAACCGCGCACUUGCCCGCGAUAUGCAGGUCGAAUUCCAGGCACGGUUCCAAGCGAAGCAAGCCCGGAGAGAAGCUCAAAAGGCCGCCAAACAAGAUCCUAUACUAAAGAAGCAGAUUCAAGACCUUCUCAAGAAGGGCGAGACGGCCAAGGCCUACCAAAAGGCCAAAAUGCUCCUGUCUAAACAGGCCUUGGCUCAACAGAUGGACCAGAUGGCUGAUAUGGCCGAGCUUUCUGCCGCGCAGAUUCAAGCCAACAAUUCAAUGAAUCGCAUGACGCACAUGAUGGGUCAAUCAUCUCGUACUAUGUCUGUGGCACAGAAGAACAUGAACCCCGAGAAGACUCUCGUUACCCUCGAGCAAUUCAAGCAACAAAACGAAGAGUAUGCCGUGUCAAACGGCAUCUAUCAGGACGCCAUUUCGCAGACUACGAGUGCGCAGGUAUCGGAUGACGCUGUACACGAGUUGUUGGGAAAGCUGGCCGAUGACGCUGGAGUGCAGCUAAAUGCUGAACUCAACAGCGCGGCGCCAGCUAAGGAAGAGCCAGUGUCUGCUGAGCCUACUGCAGAGGAGGAAGAUGCGUUGCAGCAGCGGCUGCGUGCGCUGAGGGCUUGAAUUUGGGGUGGAACAAUGUUGAUUUGAGCAUGCUGGGAUGGCUUCACUCGUUUGGUAAUUUGGGCACUAGGCGUUAUAAUGGGCGUGGGCACGCGCGUAACACAUUUCGUAUUGAGAAGAGCGAGGGGUCUCCAACCGAACCUCU
Messenger RNA from Colletotrichum phormii, 1055 nucleotides. RefSeq names its product Snf7 family protein. Gene Ontology annotation, biological process: endosome transport via multivesicular body sorting pathway; protein transport; late endosome to vacuole transport. The transcript is spliced from 4 exons. NCBI's taxonomy places the organism in Eukaryota, Fungi, Ascomycota, Sordariomycetes, Glomerellales, Glomerellaceae. Gene Ontology annotation, cellular component: ESCRT III complex; multivesicular body. The coding region runs from base 293 to 910 and encodes 205 amino acids. The record is from RefSeq and is a predicted model, not a curated record.